This is a messenger RNA of Dacryopinax primogenitus, 624 nucleotides long. RefSeq lists its product as uncharacterized. Lineage: Eukaryota; Fungi; Basidiomycota; Dacrymycetes; Dacrymycetales; Dacrymycetaceae. The transcript has 5 exons. Bases 83 to 421 code for a protein of 112 amino acids. The record is from RefSeq and is a predicted model, not a curated record.
CCCCUUCAAUGGGAGGCGUCAGGCCUUGGGGGGAAUCGUCUCUCUCCUCUUGACGACGACCUUCUACUCUGUCUAGCUAACAAUGUCCUUCGCUCGUCAAUUUGUUAACACGGCACAGAUUGCUCGUCCGGUACCUCUUGCCGGUCGCGUGCAACGCUCGGUCGGGCUUGCUCACCUGCAGGCUAGGGGCUAUGCUGCCGAUGCAGCGCAAGCCGACAAUCGGGCUAAACUCGUCUUCCGUAUCAAGCUGCGCGAGAUCCCGAUGGAGCUCUGGCCCCUCGGGGUCGUCGUUGGCGCGUGUGUGGUCGGAGGGACCGUAGCGCUCAUCCGUAUUCUGGUCAACGACCCUGAUUUGAUGCGCCACCGGUCGGUCGGAUCUGGUGCACUGGACAACAACAGCAAGAUCCCGGAGAAGAAAUAAACAGCAGCCGUCUUCCCCAGUUGUACGACUACUCAACCCAAACAACUUCACCUCUACUUCACUGCACGCCCAGACGAAUUCCCCACUCACGAGGACCGUAUCACCUUCACCUUAUCCUAUAUGAAGGGAGGAAACCCAAACUGCACAACGAUUGGCGGGAAGUUCCGUUUCCAAUUGUAGUCCCAGUUCCGCUUCCGCGCUCU